Oppia nitens is the source of this 1575-nucleotide messenger RNA. Its product is annotated as NADH-ubiquinone oxidoreductase 49 kDa subunit-like. NCBI's taxonomy places the organism in Eukaryota, Metazoa, Arthropoda, Arachnida, Sarcoptiformes, Oppiidae. Gene Ontology annotation, biological process: mitochondrial electron transport, NADH to ubiquinone. The record is from RefSeq and is a predicted model, not a curated record. Gene Ontology annotation, molecular function: quinone binding; NAD binding; NADH dehydrogenase (ubiquinone) activity.
CGCAAAAAAUAACAAUACAAUUACCGCUGACCACUAAAACAAUGGCCAAUAUAUUGAAGUUAAUGCGAUUACCGACAACUACUAGUAGGACAACAUUACCGAUUAUUACCGCCGGUGCCGCCAAUGGCCACUACACUAACACCAACACCAACAACAACAACAAGCACCCGAUCGGCUACACUGGCGGUCAUCGAUACCAACAGAUCAGACAAAUGGCCGGCAAAUGGUUUCCCGAUCGGGACUUCUAUCGGGAGAUUGAAGGUGCGAGACUGGCCUACGAAGACGAUAAAUAUCUGAUACCGGACGACAAGUCCCGAUGGGAAGGUUGGGUUAAUGUCCUCAAUCAACGUAAACCAGUUGAACGACACGUUCGGAAUGUUGUCCUCAAUUUUGGUCCGCAACAUCCGGCCGCACACGGCGUACUCCGGCUGAUACUGGAGCUGAAAGGAGAGUUGGUUUUGAGGGCCGAUCCGCACAUCGGACUGUUGCACAGGGCUACCGAAAAACUGAUUGAAUACAAAACCUAUACCCAGGCACUGCCCUAUAUGGAUCGGUUAGAUUAUGUGUCGAUGAUGUGCAAUGAACAAUGCUAUUCGAUGGCCAUUGAAAAAUUGUUGAACAUACAGGUGCCCAAACGGGCACAGUAUAUUAGAGUGAUGUUUGGCGAAAUUACCCGCAUAUUGAACCAUUUGAUGGGCAUCGGCACUCACGCCCUGGAUAUCGGCGCUCUGACACCGUUUUUCUGGCUAUUCGAGGAACGGGAGAAAUUAAUGGAGUUUUACGAACGUGUUAGCGGCGCCCGUAUGCACGCAGCCUACGUACGGCCGGGCGGUGUAGCCCAGGACUUACCGAUCGGCAUAAUGGACGACAUCUACAAGUGGGCCGAAACGUUUCCCGAACGAUUGGAUGAAGUCGAAGAUCUACUAACCGAUAAUCGUAUUUGGAAGGCCCGUACCGUCGAUAUUGGUGUCAUAUCGGCCGAAGAUGCCCUAAACUGGGGUUUCAGUGGUGUUAUGUUGAGGGGUUCGGGUAUCAAAUGGGAUCUCCGUAAGACACAGCCGUACGAUAGUUACGAAGAUUUUGAUUUUGAUAUACCGAUCGGUCUGAAAGGCGACUGUUAUGAUAGGUAUCUGUGUCGUAUGGAAGAGAUGCGUCAAUCCAUACGGAUAAUACACCAGUGCCUSAAUCGGAUGCCUGCSGGMGAGAUACGUACCGAUGACUGCAAAGUAGUACCGCCUAAACGAUCGGAAAUGAAGUCAUCGAUGGAGGCCCUGAUUCAUCAUUUUAAAUUGUUUACCGAAGGCUAUCAGGUACCGGCCGGUACUACCUAUACGGCCAUUGAGGCACCGAAAGGCGAAUUCGGACUGUAUAUUGUUAGCGACGGUACWUCCCGGCCGUAYAGGUGUAAGAUUAAGGCACCCGGUUUUGCCCAUUUGUCRGCMCUGGACUAUAUGGGCCGGGGUUUACUGUUGGCCGAUAUUGUGGCCAUUAUCGGUACGUUAGAUAUUGUUUUCGGUGAAGUCGAUCGCUAGUGGAGGACAGCAGCCGAUUAUCACCCGACCCGACCGUAUAGUU